AGGGGCUGAGGCGGGCGGGCGGUAGCGCUGAGGGCGAGGGGCUCCUCCACAGCGCGCUGCCCGCUCGGCUUCGAGCCGUCCGGUCCCUGGCGGGGGCCGAUGGAGGCGGCGCGGAGCUGUAACGGGUACGCGCGGCAGGAGCGGCCGCCGGCUCCUUCCGCCUCCCCCUCGGCGGGCGCCGAGAAGUCCCGCGUCGUCCCCUCCGGCGGUGGCGGCGACGGCUGGAGGAGCGAGCGUCCCCGCAGCGAGGAGGACAACGAGCUGAGCCUGCCCAGCCUGGCUGCAGCCUACACCACCAUCCUGCGCUCCCUGGGCGAGGACCCGCAGCGCCAGGGGCUGCGGAAGACGCCCUGGAGAGCGGCCACCGCCAUGCAGUUCUUCACCAAGGGCUACCAGGAGACCAUCUCGGAUGUUCUGAAUGACGCCAUCUUUGACGAAGAUCACGAUGAGAUGGUAAUUGUGAAGGACAUAGACAUGUUCUCAUUGUGUGAGCAUCACCUCGUUCCAUUUGUUGGAAAGGUACAUAUUGGCUAUCUUCCUAACAAACAAGUACUUGGCCUCAGCAAGCUUGCUAGGAUUGUGGAAAUAUACAGUAGAAGAUUACAAGUCCAGGAGCGCCUGACCAAGCAGAUUGCAGUGGCCAUCACUGAAGCCUUACAGCCUGCUGGAGUUGGAGUGGUUAUUGAAGCCACGCACAUGUGCAUGGUAAUGCGUGGGGUACAGAAAAUGAACAGUAAAACAGUAACCAGCACCAUGCUGGGGGUGUUCAGAGAAGAUCCAAAGACCCGUGAGGAAUUCCUGACACUCAUCAGGAGCUGAAACUGUGGUGUUCUCUAAAUGCACUCUGGAGAUGUUCUGUCCAGUGUCAAUGUCUGUUUUACUUGUUCCUACAUCUCACUUUUAUUUUUUUCCCCAACUAAAAACCCUUGUGAAUUGUUGUCAUGGUCUUUGUGCAGUAAAAGACUUCUGAUGGCAAAUCAAAGAUGUAAUGAUGGGGUGGGCUCCUCCUGGUGUUCCAAUGAUGCUGAUGGCACAGAGCUCCAAAUAGGGGGUUAAAAAAAAUGUCACUUUUCCACCUACACUGCAGCACAAACUGCUGCUGGGGGAAAAGUGGGGCUUGGGACUGAAAUGGAGAUUUGUGAAGCAGUUGUUUCUCCAAAUGAAUAUGAAGCAGCAGAGGAAUUAACUGAGAGGCUGUGGAUUCUUGUGGGACCCAUUUGUGCUGCAAAAACUGCAGCUCUGCUGAGAUGGGUGGUCCUGGAGGGUCUCUGACUCUGUUUUAUUACAAGUCCUGCAGUGGCUGUUUCAGUAUCUGGUUUUGUAUGUUACACCUCUUGGAGAUGUUACCUCUGAUUCUGUGUUAUAUCCUUGCUAGUAUUAACCCCACUAUGUUUUUAUGUGGGUUUUGUUUGUUUGGGUGGUGUUGUGGGGGUUUUUUGGGGUUUUUUUUUUUUUGUUUUUUUUAGAAAUUUAAAACAUUUUUUCCUAGCCUCUUAAGAGGUAGGAAGCUAACUUCUAAAUUAUUUGGGGCACAGUCUUAGUAUAAAGGGUUUUAUGCAUCUUUUUCUCUGUGCCUCAAUGUCUGACCACUUCAGCUCUCAGUUUAUGAUUUUUGAGCAAAAUUUAACAGGGGGAAGGAAAAAAAAAAAAACCCACAACCCAACCCCAGAGUCUGUCUAUGAAGUGCUAAGAUCUCCAAGGAGGUUUUUAAUGUUAUUUAUAUCUUGAGCUUUCCUUCUUGGAAUUCCAUGGGUUAGAAGGAGAAGCCUAAAUCUAGCCUGAUAAUCUGAAAAUGAAGACUUUCAGGUAUUUCAAGACUUGAAUCUUGGAAGUGUUGGACCAAAGGUGAGCACUGCAAUCCUGAACACAGCACAUUGUACCUCUCCUGCCUGGCUUCAGGUCAUUCCAGGACAAAGUAGCCUGAAAUAACAACUUAUUUUGUAAGAGCAGUUGAAAAAAGCUGAUUUCCAGGCCCAUCAAAAUGAAUUAAACCACAUUUUAAAUUUUUUUUAUUAUUUUUUUCUGUCGGUGUGGCAAGCUCUGCAUGUGGCAGCAUUGGUACAGCAAGUUUCAGCCAGCUGGACUUGGCUGAACUCCUUUUGUUAAAAUUUUAAUGGGUGUUUUGUAACUUUUAAUUGGGACAACAUGAGGCACAAAUGAAAAACACCCUUCCCCAAACUGAGCACUGGAGAAAAAGCUUCAGACAUCAAAUGCCAGCCAGGGGGUCAGAUGCCCCCACUGAGGAUCUCACAGCCAGCACUCAAUGGGGUUCCAAGAUAUCCUCUAUUUAACCCUAAAAGGCAAUUCCUGGUCUGGCAAACCUCAAUCUUCCUAAUUUUCCUGUCUCUUCCUUCAGCCAGUGUUGGAAAUGAAAUGAAAAUCAAGUCUGGACAAAUUUCCAUUGGGCCUAAAGAACUUUCAAGCAGCAGCAACCCUCUUGUGGGCUUAAUGACAGGAAUUCUUACCUUUCACAGCAUUAUUGGAAAAAUCCUUUCUGAUCUCCUCUCUCCUGGAUUCUGUAGAGUUAGGUGCUAUAAGAAGUGUGUGUCUGGUGUGAACAAGCUGUGUGUUGCACAUCUAUAAAAUACACCAACUCUAUGGCAUUUGCUUUCCUUAAAUGAUUAGGAGCAGAUAUUGCCACACUUCAGUUCUGUGUUUCAACCAUCCAGCUGAAAAGCCUUAAAUCUUUCUUGCCUGAAGUUCAGAGUAAAACUCUCUUUUUAGUUCAACAACUGGAAGGAGAAUCUGAGGACCAAAGGGGCAUGCACACCAGUACAUCUCUUUCUCUUUGCUUGCUUUAGUUUGAGAAUUUUAAGUCUCUGUAAAACCCAUUCUUGUGUCUGAGGUGAUGAGAAAUCAGGUUUUAACCACUUAUCUCUCAUCAGGAUGAAGUUCAUGUUGCACCAUUUUAUUUUUUAAUUUUGCUGUGACCUGUAGUCCUUAAAACAUACCUCUCUCUCUCUCUCUCUCUCUCUCUACUUGUGGCCUUGGAUUUUGUUCCACAUUUUUGGUUGGUGUAAGAGCUGGUGCAUUUUCUGGCAUGUCAGUAUUGUUUAAGCCCAGGAGCUUUAACUACUCCCAGUGUGUAUAUUUGUAUAGCACCUCCAACCUGUUGUACCAUGUGGAAGUCCAGUGUCUCUCAAACAUUAAAGCACAGUGUUACCCUUUGGA
Molecule: messenger RNA, 3171 nt
Organism: Calypte anna (Anna's hummingbird)
Lineage: Eukaryota; Metazoa; Chordata; Aves; Apodiformes; Trochilidae
Gene: GCH1
Product: GTP cyclohydrolase 1
Exons: 6
Coding region: 100-819 (239 amino acids)
Biological process (GO): tetrahydrobiopterin biosynthetic process; tetrahydrofolate biosynthetic process
Cellular component (GO): cytoplasm
Molecular function (GO): GTP binding; GTP cyclohydrolase I activity; zinc ion binding
Source: RefSeq, a predicted model, not a curated record